Epinephelus moara (kelp grouper) is the source of this 4481-nucleotide messenger RNA. RefSeq names its product growth differentiation factor 6b (gene gdf6b). Gene Ontology annotation, molecular function: cytokine activity; growth factor activity. Gene Ontology annotation, cellular component: extracellular region. The record is from RefSeq and is a predicted model, not a curated record. The coding region runs from base 132 to 1370 and encodes 412 amino acids. Gene Ontology annotation, biological process: BMP signaling pathway; SMAD protein signal transduction. The transcript has 2 exons. NCBI's taxonomy places the organism in Eukaryota, Metazoa, Chordata, Actinopteri, Perciformes, Serranidae.
UGUGCGCACUUUGCGGAGCAGCCACUUGCUGCAGAGUGGAUGCAGAGUUCAGCUCCGGCUUUGCCCGUGGUCCCCCCCACCCCGGCAGCCACAGCUCAGGCUCCGGCUCUGAUUCAGGGCGAGAGCAGAGGAUGGAUCUCUAUCACUUCGCUUUUCUCUGCGGCGCUCUGGUGUUUGUUAGGGAAAUCCCCGGUUUUCAUACUCUUGCUAUUUUUCCUCCAGCUGCGCCAAAGAGCAGCAAGGUGACGAGGAUUUUUGAUGGACAACACGCUUCUAAGUACUUCAAGGAGUUUUACGCGCCGCCAUCCAUCGAUAGAAACAGUAAAACGACAUCUAAAGACUCAGUUGAGCCUCAUGACUACAUGCUGUCUAUUUACAAGACCUUCUCCACGGCGGAGAGACUGGGACUCAACGCCAGUUUCUUUCGCUCUUCAAAAGCUGCAAACACUAUUGCAAGUUUUGUGGACAAUGGGGAAGAUGACCUCCCACUCUCCCCUCUGAGGAGACAGCAGUAUCUGUUCGACGUCUCAACGCUCUCCAAAAAGGCGGAGGUGCUGGGAGCUGAGCUCAGAAUAUACACCAAAGUGUCUGGGAAUUUCAGGAUAUCGGAAACAGAGCCUGUGGACAUCCAGCUCCUCUCCUGCCACGACCAGCAGCUGCUCGACUCCAAAACACUGGACUUGCAGGAUUCCCAGGGGCCGAAGUGGGAGGUGUUGGAUGUGUGGGAAAUAUUCAAAGAGCAGCAUCACCUGAGCCAGGGGAAGCACUUCUGCCUGGAGCUCAGGGGCAUGCUGGACAACCCAGAGAGGGAGCUGGACCUGCACCUUCUGGGCUUGCACAGGCAUGGCAGGCCUCAGCAGAAGAAAGCCAUCUUAGUGGUGUUCACUAGGUCGAAGAAGAGGCAGACUCUCUUCAGUGAGAGGAGAGAGGGGAGAGAAUUGCUGGGUCUACAGAGGAAGACCAAAGACAGGGGCCCUGUCACCACAGCCAGCAGGAGAAGAAGGACGGCUGCAUCCAAAACACGCCAUGGGAAGAGACACGGCAAGAAGUCCAAAUCCAGGUGCAGCAAGAAGCCGCUGCACGUCAACUUCAGAGAUCUUGGCUGGGACGACUGGAUAAUCGCCCCGCUGGAUUAUGAGGCGUACCACUGCGAGGGAGUGUGUGACUUCCCCCUGCGCUCCCACCUGGAGCCCACCAACCAUGCCAUCAUCCAGACUCUGAUGAAUUCAAUGAACCCCAGCAACAUGCCGCCUAGCUGCUGCGCCCCAUCCAAACUCAGCCCCAUCAGCAUCCUCUACAUCGACUCAGGAAACAAUGUGGUCUACAAACAGUACGAGGACAUGGUGGUUGAGUCUUGUGGCUGUAGGUAGUAGAUCUGGCUUCACUUUGACCAUCUCCUUGUUCGUCAGGCUCUCUGGUUUGUGUUAAUUGACCAGCAUUACAGUGUGUGUGGUGGUGAGGCUGCAACUGAAACAAGGAAAGAUGAAGACUUUCAAAAACUUAGUGAUACAUUUUCUAACCAUGCACCCAACAAGGUCAUGUUCAAUACCUCAAACAUUUGUGUUCUUGUUCUUCUCUGUAUGUUACAGCAUACUCAUGAAUAUAUGAGAUUAAUUUGUUGGAAACUCUUUAUCUUCUGUUUCACCAAAUCAACAAAAGGUUUAAAGGUAUACUGUGCAUGAUUUAGUGCCAUCUAGUGGUAAAGUUGCAGAUUGCAACCAACUGAAACAUCUCCUGUGUGCCAAACAUGUAGGAGAACUACAGUGGCUGAAACAAAAAUGCAUAUGGCCCUCUCUAGAGCCAGUGUUUGAUUAGUCCAUUCUGGGCAACUGUAGAAACAUUCUAAGGCAAUGAAAACACAAUCAUUUUUAGCUUCAGGUAAUUAUAAACGAAAGAAAACACAUUUAUUAUAUUCCAUGUCAGCCAAUAUAUCCCCCCAAAAUCCUAUACACUGGACCUUUAAAUGAAUAUUUCAACAUUUUGGCAUAUAUGCUUAUUCGCUGUCUUAACUGAGCAUUAGAUGAGAAGACUUGACACCACUCACCUGUAUGUAUGGUAAAUAUGAAGCUAGCUUAGCUUAGCAUAAAAACUGUAAACAGGGGGAAACAGCUAGCCUGUCACCCAAGUUUAAUACAUUCAAGUAUAUCAAUAAACCAGUUAGCUUGAGCUGUGCUGGUAUCAAGGUUAAUAUAGUUAAUAUAUAUAGUUAUAACUAAAACUCAACCAAAAAAGUAAAAGUGGGUGUGAAAAACCAUUUUAGUUAUUUGAAAUUUAAAAAAAAACAACUAGAAUUUAGAAAAAUAGAUACAAAUGAAAAAUAAAAUAAAAUAUAUACAGGAAAUGUCUUUAGUUUUAGUCUUUGUCAAUUUGUUCAAAUGUGUCAACACAACAAGAACGAGGAGGCAUUGGUGUGUAUGUUUGAAACUGGGAUGUCUACAUAACUGUGAGUCAGUUGCCUUCACAAAGUGCUGUGUUUGUAUUGUAACACCUAUUCUGAACUUUUUCAGUCUUGCCCCUGACAAAUAUUCCCCAUAUUGUGAUACAAAGACAAACUAAAGCUAAUACUGAAACUAAUAAAAACAAAACUAAAAUGAAACUGAAACGAGCAAACUCUGGAAACUAAUUGAAACUAAACUGAAUUAAAAACAAAAUUAAGAUAAAAACUAAUGAAAAAUUGUUUCCUCCUGUUUUCAGUCAUAAUGCUAAGCUAAAUUAGUGUGACUGAAGCCGUACAAACGUAAGAGUGGUAUAAAUCUUAUUAUUUAGCUCUUAGCAAGAGAGCAAAUCAUUUCCAAAUAUGCUGAAGUAUUCCUUUAAAAGAGACAUUAAAUAUCCUCCAUUUGAGAAAUUAGUCCUUUAGUUUUAUAAAACUAUUGCCAGUGUAAAAAUAAAACAAAUGCACCACUUUUUUUUCCCUUUGCCACCCAUAAGUUGGCCCAUGAGACCAUGUUAGAGACUAUGUUAAACUCUCAUGGACUGCUUUUAGGGGUGGGUAUCACCAGAGGCCCCACGAUACGUCAUAGUCACAAUACUUAAGUCACAACACAAUAUUAUUGCAAUUUUAAACAUAAUUUUGAGAUAUGCUAUAUAUUGCAACAACAUAUAUUAGGAUUUAACUGCAAAUUAUCACCCCGUCAACAUCUAUUUUAUGUAAUAAGAUAAAGUUUUCAGUCUGUUCAUCUCACUUUAAUUAUUUUUCUUGCAGCAAAAUGUAUCUAGUGGACUGGAAAAGCAAUUGAUUUUAGUAGGCUACCAAAAGUUUAAUUUGUAUUUGCAAUAUUAUGAAUUCUAAAAAAAAAAAAAAUCAGUACUUGACAUUUGUGUAUUGAUACGAUAUUGCCAUGCAUGCUGUAUUGAAAUUUUUCCCCCAUGAACUUCUAAUAUAUGUAAUAAUAGAUUAGUCUCUGUGGAAAGCCCUGUGUAACUUUAUGUCCAAAUUCAUUACAGGGGUUUAACGAUAAUAAAAAAAAAACUCCUUCUUUUUAAAUGUAGAACACUUGAUGACUGAACCAAACUGACAGAUUACACUUUUGUGGCCUGUUUCUUCUUUUAAUUUUCUUAGAAACUGAAUGAUAAACAUCAGGUAAACAUUUUUUUUCCCAUAAUGGACGUCUUGACUGACGUCUCUGCUAGGAUUAAAAAGCAGAUUUUCAGCACUUGACAUGACCUAUGACUCAGGGAACGUCCUCAAGUGCUGGAGUGACUGUGAAGUCAUCUUUUUUUUCCAGAUUGAACCACCGUCAGUACAUUUCCAAAAAAGAAAUACAGCACAGGGUUUCUCACCAGUUUACUGUUUCAUUGAGGAGAUGCAUAAUUUUGUCUGUGAUGCACUGAUGUUCAAAGGUACCAUGUGUAAAUAUUUGGAAAUAAUAAUUUAUGUUCUAUAAUAAGUUAUUUCUUUUUCUUUUUUUUUUAUUGUCCGCUUUGUUCCAGACGGCAUGAGUCACACAUCUGGAUGUUCAGGUUCAAAUAAACACAUGUUUUGGUAACAAAACGUGACAGCUAUGUUCUGCACUCAGACUGUGAAAUACUGUAGUAUUACCGGUGGUUUUAAUGUAUACUACACACAUAGGAAUAAUUAUUCACCAAAAGAAAACAAAACUUUGUUUGGUGAACCCUUUUUUUUUGGUUCUACUGUUGUUUAAAGCAUUAGUGACACAUUUAGCCUCUUAUAUUUUGUUUUGAAUUAUUUACUGGAGUCUGAAAAUAAUAUAUUAUACUGAUUGUUACUGUAAGUAAGAUAAAUAGAAAAUUCAUUGUCAUCUCUUUGCUUUCCUGCAUCAAACCUUAUUACAGCAGAAAAUGAAUUGAUAAUGUAUUUUUACGCAGUAAAAUAAUCAGUAAAAUUGUUUAACCAAAUUAAUCUAUUCUUAUAUACUGUGUGAACUGUACAAUGUGUAGAGUAACAGGCAAAUUAAAAUGUCUUGAACUUAACAUCUCAUUAAAGUGUGGAAUUUACUGAUACUAUUACUGUUUUUGGU